Myotis davidii is the source of this 2078-nucleotide messenger RNA. RefSeq names its product deltex 3, E3 ubiquitin ligase (gene DTX3). NCBI's taxonomy places the organism in Eukaryota, Metazoa, Chordata, Mammalia, Chiroptera, Vespertilionidae. The record is from RefSeq and is a predicted model, not a curated record. The coding region runs from base 92 to 1150 and encodes 352 amino acids. The transcript is spliced from 4 exons. Gene Ontology annotation, biological process: Notch signaling pathway; protein ubiquitination.
GUCCAUGGGCUUUCAAGGUCACACCGCCUACAAGUAGGGAGCAGGGACAGAGAAAGAGCCUGCAUGCCAUUUCUAAGGUCUUCAGGAUCAAAUGUCGUUCGUCCUCUCCAGAAUGGCAGCCUGUGGAGGCACCUGCAAGACCAAAGUCACGGUCUCCAAGCCUGUGUGGGACUUCUUAAGCAAGGAGACACCAGCCCGGCUGGCCCGGCUUCGGGAAGAGCAUCGUGUGUCCAUCCUCAUAGAUGGCGAGACUUCUGACAUCUAUGUUCUCCAGCUUUCCCCACAGGGCCCUUCCCCCGCCCCUCCCAAUGGCCUCUACCUGGCCAGGAAGGCUCUUAAGGGGCUGCUAAAAGAGGCAGAGAAGGAGCUGAAGAAAGCUCAGAGGCAGGGGGAGCUUAUGGGCUGCCUGGCUUUGGGCGGUGGUGGGGAGCAUCCUGAGCUGCACCGCCCAGGCCCACCCCCUCUCCGAGCAGCCCCACUCUUGCCCCCAGGGGCACGGGGGCUUCCUCCUCCUCCUCCUCCCCUGCCCCCUCCUCUUCCUCCCCGCCUUCGGGAGGAAGCAGAAGAGCAGGAGAGUACCUGCCCCAUCUGUCUGGGGGAGAUCCAGAACGCCAAGACAUUGGAGAAGUGUCGGCACUCUUUCUGUGAAGGCUGCAUCACCCGGGCCCUGCAGGUGAAAAAGGCCUGCCCCAUGUGUGGCCGCUUCUAUGGGCAGCUGGUAGGCAACCAGCCCCAGAAUGGACGGAUGCUGGUCUCUAAGGAUGCCACACUCCUACUGCCCAGUUAUGAGAAGUAUGGCACCAUCGUCAUCCAGUAUGUCUUCCCGCCCGGUGUCCAGGGGGCUGAACACCCAAACCCAGGAGUUCGGUAUCCUGGCACUACUCGGGUGGCCUACCUCCCGGACUGCCCUGAGGGUAACAAGGUGCUGACCCUGUUCCGAAAGGCGUUUGACCAGCGUCUCACCUUCACUAUUGGCACGUCAAUGACCACAGGGAGACCGAAUGUCAUCACCUGGAACGACAUCCACCACAAGACCAGCUGCACAGGGGGACCCCAGCUGUGGGACACUUCUUCGUUUCCCUUUACUUGGCUCCUCCCCUUUGUCUGUUUCCACAGAGAGAACAAUUCCCUCUCUCUGGGAGCCUCCUAAUUGGAGUGGGCCAGCCCCAAACUAUUCAACCAUCUCUUCCAUCCCAGUUUCUCCUACAUUUAACCUGGUCCUGAUAUGCCCAGUUUAACCUGCAAAAAUAAGCAGAAUUGGGCUAAUUUAUCUUGGAUUUGGAUUACAUUAGGGGAGGGAGCAGAGGGCCCACAAUGGGGCACCCAGAAGGAGUGUGAGCGUGGGGAUAAAGCUGAACAGCUAACCCUGACCCUCAUUUUUCUUUGCUUUCAGGUUUGGGUACCCAGACCCCACCUACUUGACCCGGGUGCAAGAGGAGCUGAGAGCCAAGGGUAUCACAGAUGAUUGAAGGACAUCCCUUUGCCAAGGCCCCUGCCUUUGUCCUCCACUAGGACCCAACAGAAGCCUCUGUUCUCUCUCCCUCUGCUCCCCCACACCACACAGUAGGGGACCUGUCUGAACUGGGGAGUUCAGAGAGGGAUGAGGCAACCCCUUCCUCUGUCCCCACAGGCCAAGUGCUUCAGUGCAGUGUGAGCUGCUCCCUUCUGGCAGAGGCUGUCUCUCAGGCUCUGCUCCCUCUGGUGUACAUACUCCCAGUCUUCCUGCCCCUUCUGUUGCCCUUGGCUUUUUCUGGUCUUUCUGUGCUCCAGUGAGGACCUGGGUGGGGAGGAGAGGGGAGGGGUCUUGAACGCCCACUCCCAUCCCAUACUGUUCCACUGCUGAACUUCGGUGCAGGGGAGGGGGGAUCAGCUGCUGUGAGCCCCCAUGGAGCGGCCCUGUAUGUUCUUCUUAACCAAUUCCCCAUCUACCUUAACCUUGUCCUUUCCUGUGUCUCUGUUUGUCAGUCUGUCUCCUGCUCUUCUCUGCCCCCUAUAAGGAGCCUCCUUACCCUGUUCUGGAACUGCCGCCAAACUGUAGCUUUUAAUUUAAUAAAAAUAAAGUAAAAUAUGCAACUCUA